AUGAGUACUGUCGUGUGUAAUGAGUGGGCGUGUGCUCCCGGUGUCCCGCCCACGCCCAAGCGCCGCCUUAUAAACCUGAUGGACAUGACACUCACCAUCACGCCCACCCUUGUCCCCGCCCACGCACAGCGCAUGGCAGACAUCUCACAACCUCCCCCCCACCCGCCCAAACGCCUCCCCUCCCAAACCACGCCCACCCACAAACCACGCCCACCCUCAAACCACGCCCACCCCCAAACCACGCCCACCCUCAAACCACGCCCACCCCCAAACCACGCCUACCCCCAAACCACGCCCACCCUCAAACCACGCCCACCCACAAACCACGCCCACCCUCAAACCACGCCCACCCUCAAACCACGCCCACCCCCAAACCACGCCCACCCCCAAACCACGCCCACCCUCAAACUACGCCCACCCUCAAACCACGCCCACCCACAAACCACGCCCACCCUCAAACCACGCCCACCCACAAACCACAACCCCUCCCCUCGCGCUUCUACAACCGCCCUCUUUGGCCGCCACCAGCCGCAGCCCCAGCCGCUCGUGCCGCAGGAGCUUGCCGCGAAAACUGAAAUUAUCUCCGCGGAAAUGAAGUUAUCUCCAUGUCAUAAAUUGGACCCUUGA
This is a messenger RNA of Penaeus chinensis, 627 nucleotides long. Its product is annotated as proline-rich extensin-like protein EPR1. Bases 1 to 627 code for a protein of 208 amino acids. The record is from RefSeq and is a predicted model, not a curated record. The transcript has 2 exons. NCBI's taxonomy places the organism in Eukaryota, Metazoa, Arthropoda, Malacostraca, Decapoda, Penaeidae.